CGGAAGAGAAGCGGGCAGCCUGUGACCUCUGUGCUGUGUACGUAGAGAGGAAAGAUGACUGAACAGAGGUGUGAUUGUUCUGCUUUUCUUCUGAACACUUGGCUCGUUUCAGCGAGUUCACCUCGAGAAUAAGGAGCAGACAAAGUGUCCGAGAAACGGAAUGUGGUUCCAGACACACACCAGCGUCUGUUACUGGGCGAAGACGUCGGACGAUGCUAAACGUCUCACCAACUGAUCGAAAUUAGCCCGUGUGUGUGUGUGUCUGUCUUGUGUGCGUUCUUCGACAGACCGGGUUUGUCCUGCUCUCAGCUGCUUGCUGUGUGACAGUCGACGUUUUUAUCGGGAAACCAAACGCCAGGUGUGAAGGAACCAGUUAGCUGCAGUUCUGGGACGCGGUGGUGGCGCUGACAGCCACGUCAGCUAGCUUACAUCUAACCAGCAGGGUCUGUCUGCGGCCAUGGCUCCGAUGGGUAUCCGGCUCUCGCCGCUCGGCGUCGCGGUGUUCUGCCUUCUUGGAGUCGGUGUCAUCUACCACCUGUAUGCCGGGGUCAUCUCCAGCCGCCUGGCCGCUUUCAGACAGAGGAGAAAAGUGGAUCUGAGGGACCUGCUGGCUGUCUCAGUGGAAGCUGCAGUACUAGGUGGCAAAGAGGUGAAGAAGGUGCGUGAGGAAAAUGGCCUGAAGGAGAAGUCAAAGGGAAAGACAAAGGAGGGAGCCAAUGAGCUCCUGACACUGGGUGAUCUGCAGUCUCAUAGAAAGAUGUAUAACCUCAUAAGGAACACUUUCCCUGACGUUGUGGUGAACAGUGAGGAACAUGACGACCUGGUGGAUAAGGCAGCAACCUGGAGCCGGGACAUUCCAGCUGACAUACUGGACAAGAUAGAAGGAGGCAGGAAUGUUCCUGCUGAGAGCAUCACAGUGUGGAUCGAUCCUCUAGAUGCUACACAGGAAUAUACAGAAAACCUUGUGAAGUAUGUGACCACGAUGGUGUGUGUGGCUGUGGAAGGUAAACCAGUCAUUGGGGUCAUACACCAGCCAUUCACUGGGUCCACUGCCUGGGCCUUUGUGGGUCAGGGAUCCAACAUGCAUGCCCGCUCGUCCUAUAGUAUCAGCCCUCCAAAUGUGAUUGUAUCACGUUCCCACUCUGGAAAGGUUAAAAAUUUCAUUCAUGAUGCUUUUGGAAACAGCACAACAAUCACAGCAGCAGGUGGAGCAGGAUAUAAGGUUCUGUCGCUCUUGGAGACACCAGCACGUGAAACAGGUUCUAUAGACCAGGCAGAUGUUUACAUCCACAUCACUUUCAUUAAGAAAUGGGACAUCUGUGCUGGUGCAGCACUACUAAAUGCUCUGGGAGGCCACAUGACAACCCUAAAGGGAGAGAACAUCGACUACAGUGGAGAACCACUCAACAAAGGAGGACUGGUGGCCAGUGUGGGUGUGGACCAUAAGGCCAUAGUGGAGAAACUACCAAGCUGGGACCCUGAGAAGCACUGAAAGACACAAACACAGAGCCAUUGUUGGUGUGGUCAGGUUGUGAUGAGUGCAACAUGUGCAGCCCUUCUCUAGCACUAGGAAUGGUCUGCAGACUUUACCAGGCCUGCACAAUGUCAUCAUGGAGGGACACCAAACAUCUACCAGUCAGAUGGUUUGGAGUCACUGCUACUGCUGCAGGCCACUGAGCACGACCGUGGAAUCAACAUAACUGCAACUGGAAGCUGCGAUGGCUGACACAAUGGCUCUGACUGCACACUCCCCUACAUGCAUACAGCUAGGACAAAUGAUACAUCCUCCUCUUCACCUGCAGACACACACAAACACACGCCCACAGUGAACACUGCACAACAGCUGCAUGGCUGAAUCCCCUUCCUUCAUCUGCAGAGGACAACAGGAGGACUCUAAUGUGAAAUGUUAAACUCAAGAGUACAACACUGAACAUUACAGAAAGUCAGGUGGAGUGACUGACAUCAUUUACUUUUAUCAUCUCAAGUUCCAUCUUUAUUUCAUCACAGUGAUAACAUCAGCUUAGCUCAGUUAGUCAUGAUUGGAGACCAGAAGAAAUGCCCCCCCUGACAAGGAGCACUGAGCCUCAGUGGUAGCACUGUACUACUGUAACAUGGGGUUACUGGUCAGAUGCCACUUUAACAACAAACCUCAUGUUCACCAGCACCAUGAUACUCUGUCUUCACAUGAUCUGCUUCCUCACAGUUGCCAUCUGAGGUGGCACUGAGGUGGAGCAUUUCAGCCCCUAACAGUCCCACCAGAGAGCAUGGCACUGUCAUCUACAGUUCCACCUGAAUAGUGAAUGUGUCUCCUCUUGGACUUGGUUGGUCCAGACUCACACUGUACAUGUCUCUAACCAUGGGUCAGGACUAAAGCUGGUAUAUUUGAAAGAACUGGGUCUCAGUGUAACUGUGUUGAUUUUUAAAGCAGUUCCACCUCAGUGAAUAGAAGCAAAACUUCAGAAUUACAGUGGAAGAAAAUAUUAAAAAUCAUUCAGUCAUUUCUUUUCAGAGUAACCACCACACAUUUCAUUUCAGUGGACAUGUGAGUCGGUCAAAGCGUAUGACAUUAUUUCCCAGCUCAUGGGAAAGCCUGGACAGGAUCAGUCAGUCAUAUUUUUGCUGAAAUAUGUAGCAGCCAAACAGCCCUCCACAAAAAAGCAUGUUUUACUCUGAAUGCAUUAAGAUUAAAUGGUAAAAGGGAAAACUGGGGGAAUAUUUAAGGAAAAGUUUUCCCAGGUUAUUAGUGGGGAUGAGAUGAUGUGGGGUUUUUAAAAACUUGAUAAACAAUGUUGGGGUUUGCGAUUCAAGUCAGUUACAAUACAAUUAAAAGUUCAGUGACAACAAUGGACGAGUGCAGAAUACUUGUGCUUUAUUCCUAUUUUUUCCCUUUUCUGGCUCUUAAUAUGUAAAAACAUAAUAUUUCCAUCUUUUCUUCAUUCUCAAAUAAUAAUAAAAAAUUUCUAUAAAAUAGUUAGCUGCUGUCAGUCCUCCCUUAACAACAUGUCUGGUUUUUCUGUAGAUACUUAAUAUGCAAGCAACUUCUAAAGCCUUUCGACCAGAGAAAAUAGCUGUAGGUCAGAGGCAGUCAAGUUUCCAGUUGCUUUAGUUAUUCAUCUAUUAAGUCAUUAGAAAAUAUUCUCAUUAUUUUCUCCAAACUUCACAGGAAAACUGAACUACUGCGCACACUUCAAUACAGGUGGAGCGUUUUCUACCACUGUAUUACAGGCGUCUGCCAUUUUAAAAAAGGAGGCUCCAGGACACUGAUGUGAAUAAUAAAAAUGAUGGUGCCCUCUGCAGUGUGGAACAGGUGUGGAAUAAUACGUAUGGUUGACUACAGUAAUCAGAAAAACAAACACUAGCUGAUGGAGACUACGCAAUAGUCAUACAUACAUUUGUGAUGUUUGCGUAUUACAAUAUGUAGACUCGAGGAUGGAGGAGGAGGAUGGCAAAGUGUUAAAUGAGCCUUAGUCCUGAGCAGAGGUUGAAUCUGCAGAACUGAAAAACAAUGAAGAAACCAUUGGUUGUCUUUAUCAAACUCACCAUCCUGUAAGUACAGAAUGUAUGAGCUGCACUGCACCUCUCCUGAACAAACAGUGUUGGUUAGAGGAUUGCAUUUCUCAGUGAAUUAUAAGCAGAGGUCCCAUUGAACUGGAUGGCAGUGUAGUCUUUUCAUUUGUGUUUCAGUGGCGUUAUGUAAGUAAGAAAGACGUCAUCUAAAACCCAGUCCAUGGGAAAUGUCAUGUUGAGGACUGGCACACUUCUCCUCCUGCUGCCCCCUGAACGAACUGUGCUAUCACAGCCUGUAAAAUGACACCGCAGUACUAGAGCCUGGACUGUACACUGUGUUAAAGUACAUGUGUACCUGCAUGGUUUUCUUCACUUUUCACAUCACUGAAAAUGCCCCCAGCUCCUCCUGCCUGUGUCUCUGAGGACUACUGUAGGUCCCUCUGUACUGUCUGCCAUAAGUGCAUCAUUGUGUUCAAACUGACACUCCCACAGCCAAUCUUUGUGUAAUGCUCAACAACAAACACUGACAUGAAGUUGGACUUUUUCUGCGAAGCCAUGUUUAAUGAUGGGGAAAACACACCAGCAAAAUAUGAACUCAUCUCAGUUUCUUGAAGAUAGAAGUGAUCUGUUUCAUGUUCAGUUUGUCUCAGUGCCCUUUGUGUCAUUGAUAACCUUAUAUAGAUUAAAACAUGUAUAGAGGGUUAAGAGUUAAAUAUAUACAACAUACAGAGAUAGAUAUAAUAGAUAGAUGAUAAUGAUCGUUCCACUCAGGAGGUUGGGCCUUCAUGUGUUGAAUUUCAUUUAUCUGAUUUGAGUGCCUUUUCAUCUGUGCAGUGUAGUUGAUGGACGACAGUGUCGACACUCAGCAUGACUUCAGUAGAUGUUUCUGUGAUAACAAUGACUGAUAUGUGAGGGUAACGCUGUCACAGCAAUGAAACUGCUAUCACAGUGACAUGGAAAUCAUCUGGAUACUAAUGUUUGAAUGGACAUUUGAAUAUACUCACACUUGGCCUUUGCUACUGUCCUACUGCAUGGAGAAAUUCUUUAAGUGAAUUUGAGGAAGAAGUAAUGAUUAAAGGACACUGCACCUGUUUUACACACCCAAGUCUGUUUACAGGUUUGUUGGGGAACUAAAAAAGUUGAACAAAGUGUUAGCGUCUCCCGAAGGAGCUGUGUGAAGUCUGAUAAAUGUCCUCAAGAGAUGUCACUUGAGUCAGUGUCAGUUGGGUCUGAAGACUAGAGAUUUGUAAAUGAGAUCUCUGCAGCCCGCUCCUCAUCUCCGCAGCUCAAAGCCACAUUAGUCAAUACAAUUAAAAACAUUCAAUUAUAUAUAUAUAGUGUCCACAAAACUGCCCAGGGUUUGGAAUCUGUUCUCUAUACAACAUAUGUAUGUCAUUUUAUUGCUCUGUUGUACAUGCUUAGGGUAACUGGGACUCAAUGAAAAAUGACCCUUUCAGAGACCUCAUUAAAUCCCUACAUACACUGUCCCAAACCAGAGUAGGUUUAAUGUACGGGUCAUCCCAGGCACCUCCUCUGUAAGUUUAAAGUGUUGACUGCUGUGUCAGUUAGGUCCUCUGUUGGUCUCUCUUUAUGUGUGGAGGGUUACAACAGAGAUAAAUCCAGUGUGUCUCUAUCCACUGAUACAGAGCAGCACCAUAAGGCAGAAAUCUGACCCCCAAACAUUUUCAUUUGUCCAAACAGCUAUUUUUAUUACAGUACUAAAAAGUGAGAUCUAAAUAGCAAAGGCUGUGCUGCCGUGUACCUUUCUGUUAAGAGGCUAUCUUGUGUGGAUUGAUGUGGUACUCCAUGUGUAAACUGGCUGUGUUGGUCUGACAGGCAGGUUGUUGUACAGCUGACUGGUCUCUCAUCCUGCUUCUGCUGUGAAUUUCCAAUAAAACAUCAGUGUGCAUGAUGGUA
Messenger RNA from Lates calcarifer (barramundi perch), 5424 nucleotides. It is a transcript of the gene bpnt2, whose product is annotated as 3'(2'), 5'-bisphosphate nucleotidase 2. The transcript is spliced from 8 exons. NCBI's taxonomy places the organism in Eukaryota, Metazoa, Chordata, Actinopteri, Centropomidae. Gene Ontology annotation, cellular component: endomembrane system. The record is from RefSeq and is a predicted model, not a curated record. Gene Ontology annotation, molecular function: 3'-nucleotidase activity. Gene Ontology annotation, biological process: phosphatidylinositol phosphate biosynthetic process. The coding region runs from base 458 to 1492 and encodes 344 amino acids.